Scylla paramamosain (green mud crab) is the source of this 1237-nucleotide messenger RNA. Its product is annotated as ufm1-specific protease 1-like. NCBI's taxonomy places the organism in Eukaryota, Metazoa, Arthropoda, Malacostraca, Decapoda, Portunidae. The record is from RefSeq and is a predicted model, not a curated record. The transcript is spliced from 5 exons. Bases 524 to 1207 code for a protein of 227 amino acids.
AAUGAGGCGGGGCGGCGACACGCUUGACACAAGGCAAGGUUGGAGAAGUGCUACUGAAUGAAAAGCUAAUGGAGGAAACUGAGAUAUUAGUGUCUAAAGUGUGGAAGAAGAGGAAACAAGAGCGGGAGAAUAAAAACUAAAGUAAAAAAACAGACGGACAUUUGGGAGGGCUAAGAGAAAACUAGAUUCCUGUUGAACCGAACAGGGGACAGGCUGAGGUGACCGUGACGCUAAGAACUCCUGAAUACAUGUGUGUGAGAGUAUGUGCUUCAGUGAGGAGAAAGACCACUGGGCCAUGAAACACUGGUGGACGUGGCGUACUGUUACUGCAUUCCUGAAGGCGGAAAAUAAGUGAAAUAAACACAUGACCGUCUGGGCCGCCAAGUAUUAACACCAGCCACAGGACCAGAGAAAACUUCAAUAUUUUCUGAUACUGUCGUCUUCCUGCCAAUACUGUGAGGAUACAACUUGAGACUAGGGAGGAGAGGGACCACAGGAACACUACACAUCAAAGCAACACGCAAUGGUUGGCGGGGGGCGAGACUACACGGACCACCUGCAGGCCAAUGUUCACCUGGGCCUGGCCACUCCCGAGGACGCGGAGGAGACGGUGACGGUGCACGGCGACUACUUGUACUACCACUACGGCUGUGACGGCUUCGAUGACAGGGGAUGGGGCUGCGGCUACAGGACCCUCAUGUCUCUGUGCUCGUGGGUGAGGGGGCAGCGUGGAGGCGGCCAGGGGUCAGCGCCGCCCGCCGUGCCCUCGAACAGACGCAUUCAGGAGCUACUGGUCGAGGUGGGGGACAAGGAGACAAGCUUCGUGGGUUCAAGACAGUGGAUUGGUAGUGUGGAGGUCUCCUACAUUCUAGACAUUCUUUAUGACGUUCCUUGCAAGAUUCUUCACCUAGGACAAGGGAAGGAGAUCGGGGCGCAGCUGGGGGCCCUGCAGGAGCACUUCAGAGUCAAGGGCGCCCCUGUCAUGAUGGGCGGGGAGACUGACGUGUCAUCCAAGGGCGUGAUGGGUGUUUGCAAGGGUGCCUCGGAAAGCUAUUUGCUGGUGGUGGAUCCACACUUCUGGGGCGAGGUGAGGGAGGCGGGGUCCCUACAGGCGAGCGGGUGGGUGAAAUGGCAGCCUCUCAGUGACUUCCACCAGUCCACCUUCUACAACAUGUGUCUGCCUCAGCUGUCUGCCAAACGAGAAUGAUAAAUAGAGUGUUUUUGUUUGUAUUAUGAA